Molecule: messenger RNA, 606 nt
Organism: Liolophura sinensis
Lineage: Eukaryota; Metazoa; Mollusca; Polyplacophora; Chitonida; Chitonidae
Exons: 1
Coding region: 1-606 (201 amino acids)
Source: RefSeq, a predicted model, not a curated record
AUGAGCGAACCGACUACAGAUGACUGGGAGAAUAUAGAAAAAGGAUUCUCUGAGCGUUGGAAUUUUCCCAACUGUUUUGGGGCACUAGAUGGGAAGCAUGUUGUAGUCACUGCUCCCACAGCUUCAGGAUCCACGUAUUAUAACUACAAGGGUACAUUUUCAAUCGUACUUCUCGCCUUGGUGGAUGACAAGUACUGCUUCAGCGUAAUAGACGUUGGUGGGUAUGGUUUGAACAGUGAUGGCGGGUUGUUCAAGAGCAGUGCUUUAGGUAAAAAGCUUCAAAAUCACACACUCGGCCUUCCCAAUGACAAACCGUUGCCAGACGCCCCAGAACUAGGGUCAAUGCCUUAUGUACUGGUUGCCGAUGAAGCUUUCCCACUCACGACCCCCACAAUGCACCCAGUACCCGGCCGUGGACUGAAUGAUGAAGACAGGAUUUACAAUUAUCGCCUUUCGUACGCUCGACGAAUUUCCGAGAACGCACUCGGUAUUUUAGCAAGUCGAUGGCUAAUGUAUCAGAGGAAAAUACCACUGAGCCCAGAAAACGUGGAUUCCGUUGUGCGAGCGACAUGUGUGCUUCAUAACAUGUUGCAGAGUCAAAACUAG